CCCGAGUGAUAAAGUGCGUGUUCAUUAAUGUGGGGACCACCAGCUUUGACAACCUCAUAGCGUGCAUCUCAGCGCGCGAUAAUCUGCAGAUAUUCAAGAGCUUAGGCUACCACUGACUUAUCCUCCAGAUUGGCAGAGGAACGGUGGUACCGGAACCAUUCAGUACUGAGUCAUUUACUCUGAAUGUUUACAGAUACAAGGCUUCCUUGAAAGAAGACCUCGAGAAAGCAGACCUUGUUAUUAGUCACGCAGGUGCAGGAAGCUGUUUGGAAACCUUGGAAAAAAGAAAGCCACUUGUAGUAGUUAUAAAUGAGAAGUUGAUGAAUAAUCAGCUAGAAUUGGCAAAGCAGCUACACAAAGAGGGGCAUCUUUUCUACUGUACCUGCAGCACGCUUCCUGGGCUGUUACAGUCAAUGGACUUGUCAACACCGAAAUGUUACCUUCCUGGCCAACCAGAAAAAUUUUCUGCAUUUUUGGAUAAAGUUGUUGGAUUACAAAAAUGAACACUACAUUCUCAGUGCUUUAAAAACACCCCCCAAUCCAGCCUAUGAGAUAUAAUUAAAUUAAAUGUAUAGAAUACAUCUGCAAAAAUAUAAAUUAUUAUCUUCCUAUACCUAUAAAAUGUACCAAUAUAGAAAUAAUUAUGGUGUGCACAUUUGCAUUUGGGUCAAAAUCCUAAUUGCAGUUAGUAUAUGUUAGAUUUUCUCCAGUCUUCAAGGUGUGGUGAGAAUUGACGGCUUUGUUGUUAGCAUUCCAAAUGGAUUUGGAAUCAUGGGAAAAAAAGUAAAAUUUGGAAACUUUGACAAGAACCGUAAAGGUAGUCAACUUGAUGUUCCUGGGAAUAAAAAGUGAAACAAUAACAACUUUGAAAAGUUUUCCAUGAGAGUCAGAAUCUUUACCUUCAUAAUCCAGGGAAUAAUUUUUUUAAAGCAGAAAUUAUGCUCUAUGAAGUACAGAUUUCAAGAACUGUCUGAAAAAGAUAACCAGAUCCAUUGAUCUAUUUUACUUGGAGAAACUACUUUUAUCCUAAAGAACAGGGUGAAGUGGAUAUGUAUACUCUUUCCUCUGAAAUAUAAUAAGUGACAAAAUAAUCUUGCUCAAUGUCAAGUCUUGUGGUUUGAGAAGCCUAAACCAAAAGGAACUUGUACCAGUAGGAUUUGCUGGUUUUUUUUUUCAGAUUACCUCUUAUUAUGGAGCAUUUAUUGUAAUACAAGUUGGCAAUUUGUGUGCUUAUAAAAUUGGCCUCACAACAAAUUAGGUAAGCAUAAUGACUUAAAUAUAUAGUUUUU
Molecule: messenger RNA, 1289 nt
Organism: Ochotona princeps (American pika)
Lineage: Eukaryota; Metazoa; Chordata; Mammalia; Lagomorpha; Ochotonidae
Product: UDP-N-acetylglucosamine transferase subunit ALG13 homolog
Exons: 1
Coding region: 321-503 (60 amino acids)
Biological process (GO): dolichol-linked oligosaccharide biosynthetic process
Source: RefSeq, a predicted model, not a curated record